Danio aesculapii is the source of this 3512-nucleotide messenger RNA. RefSeq names its product CLN8 transmembrane ER and ERGIC protein (gene cln8). Gene Ontology annotation, biological process: lipid homeostasis. Gene Ontology annotation, cellular component: endoplasmic reticulum; membrane. The record is from RefSeq and is a predicted model, not a curated record. NCBI's taxonomy places the organism in Eukaryota, Metazoa, Chordata, Actinopteri, Cypriniformes, Danionidae. The transcript is spliced from 4 exons. Bases 241 to 1107 code for a protein of 288 amino acids.
GAUGGGUUUGAGAGAACGAGCAGGCAGUUAUGAGCACCCGGUGAAGGAAUGCCGACUAUGCUGUUAUUGAUUUGAAAACAAAAAACAAUAUCAAUACUGUUUAUCUAUUGUACGCAGGGAAGAAUGUGUUUCAUUACCGCUAUCUCAUCUACAAGAGACCGAUAAUUGGUUUCAUGGGAGCUGACUGCGACACAUUACCAGAGGAUACUGCAGUCUGGCAUUAAUUCAAAGGGCUGAGCAAUGUCCUAUCAUCCAGAUAACUUAAUACUGUCCUCUGGUCAGGACUUCAGCAUGGACUACUCCUGGGACGUUCAGCUGAAGAUCACUGGCCUGGGCUUCAUCUUCUACACCUUCAUCUUCUUCCUCUGUCACGUCUUGUCAACGCUGCUGUUUCAGACCUACCGCUCAUUGUCGGCCAAAGAAAAGGUUUUCUGGGAUUUGGCUGCGACACGGGCUGUGUUUGGCAUUCAGGGCAUUGUGGCAGGUCUUCGGGCCCUGAUGGAAGAAUCUGCCCUCUUCUCUGAUAAGAUUCUCGGACAGGAGGACUGGUCCUGGUUCAACAUUCUGACCGCUACGGGUUUUUUCCUGUUUGAAAACAUGGCCCUCCACAUGUCCAAUGUGGUGUUUCGUUCCUUUGACCUGCCAUUGGCUGUGCACCACUUCUUCGCCCUGGCGGGGUUUGCUGGGGCGGUUGUGUGGAACUGGCAGGGUCAUUUCCUCCCUAUGGUGACCCUGCUGCUGGAAAUGAGCACACCCUUCACAUGCAUAUCCUGGAUGCUGCUAAAGGCGGGCUGGUCCAAGACGGUGUUCUGGAAAGCGAACCAGUGGAUGAUGAUCCACAUGUUCCACUGCCGGAUGGUUGUGUCCUAUUACAUGUGGUGGGUGUGUUUGAAUCACUGGGAGGAGAUGAACACCCACAUCCCACUGCCUCAGAGACUGCUGUUCUUCACAGGCCUCUUCCUGCUCACCUUCUUCCUCAACCCCAUUUGGACACAUAAGAAAACCCUGCAGCUUCUCAAUCCUGUGGACUGGAACUUUCACAACCAGCCUCCACCAGAGAAUGGACCGCUACAAGAGCAGACCCAACAAAAGCCCCAUGCCAGCUGAUUAAUAUCAAGGGAAAUACAGUUUGGAGGAGACUGUUGCUUUUAGUGAGUUUGAUUUAAAACGUUUUAGCACUAACUACUAGAAUUUGCUACAACAUGAGCACCCUUAUGUUGUUCCGAGUCUGUUUUGCUUUGGUUGAACAGCGUUUUUUCGUCCAUACAGUGAAAGUCAGUACAAAAAAAGACCUCAUGUUAGAGGAAAAGUUGACCCCAAAUUUAAACUUUACUCACCCUUUAAUUAUUCUAAAUGUAAGUUUCUUUCUUCUGUUGAACACAUUUUAAGAUAUUUUGAAGAAUGAUGAAAACAAGUAUCAGUUUACUUCCAUGUUUUAUUUUUACACCUUUUAUAUAAGUGUUUGGACUUUCAGCAAUGAAGCUUAAACCACACUAACUGAAAUAAAACUAAACUUCAACUCUCAAAUCUGGACUGAACUUAAAUGCUAAGCUGCUUUGACACAAUCUACAUCAGGGGUCACCAACAUUUGUCACCGCACAUUAAUCGGUACCCAAGAAGUAGCUCUCAGUUUCAAAAAGUUUGGUCUACAUUGAUCUACAUUGUAAAAGUGCUAUAGAACUAAAAAUGAAUUGAAAUACUAUUGAUGUCAAUAGCUCCAGGUUUCCAGCAUUCUUCAAAAAAAAAUUUUGUGUUCAGCAGAAACAAUAAACUUAUUUCGGCUUGAUUUGAAACCACUUGAUGGUUUAAAAUUGUGUUUGUUUAAUUUUUUGGGUUAACUGACCCUGUAACUUGUAACACUUUGUAAUAUAUUGUCCUUAGUAGUUUAGGGAAAAAUGAAAGUCAUAUAGGUUUGAAAUUACUUGAAGGUGAGUAAAUAACAUUAUUUUUAUUUGAAAUAUUAUUGGUAUUUUAAAUUAUGAUGAUUAUUAAUAUUAUUAUUCUUCAGGGAAACAUUUAUGGUCCUGUAAAUAUCAUGAGAUCCAUUUAAUGCAACUUCCUUCCUUUUCCUGAUUGAGUUGAGUUCGGUGUCCUGAAAAAUCCUCUGUGUGUUUGUGUGUGUGUGUAUGGGAGGGGCUGUUUGUACUUUGGCUGUGCAGCACAGCAUCUCUCCACCCAUGAUGUGCUUGUCCUUUUCUUUCUGAGAGGCUUGGCUUGUCGCUGAUUCAUUGUCUUGUGAUAAAGAAAACCCUGACCCCAUCAUGACCAAACGUGAUCUGUUGACUCAAGUUCACAAAAAGCCACUCAGUGUGUCAACUUAAGCACAAAGACAUCAGACGUUGUACUUGUUUCCCUUUUUUACAAAGGAUUUUUUUUUUAUGGAUAUUGAGCUAUGGUGUUCAGUGAUAGUGGGCUGUGAGUGUUGAAGGACGUUUGACUAAACUCUUUGUGUUCUGUAUAAACGGGGUUUGUUCUGAAUGAAACCAAACUAUCUCUGCAGAAUGUGCGUCUGUGUGCUAGGGAAGGAUAAGGAAUGUAAACGAAGUUGCUUUAUUUUUACAUUAUAUUGGUUAUUUUAAGUACUAGAUAUUGAACCGGAGUUGCUCUGCAUGUAUUUAUAUUUUCUUCUCAUAUUUUUAGACGACUUAGAUGUUUUUGACGAGCUAAAAGCAGAAAAUUUAGAUUAAUGGCAUGAUAUGUAUUACAAGAGACAAUGCAAACUAUGACAGUGCCAAAUUAGCAUGCAUUUACACAUCAGCUGAUGGUACUACCGGAUAUGAAUGAAGGAUAAAUGACUGAAGUGAUACUCUGCUUGACCUCUGUAACUGCUCUCAGGGUAUUGUGAGGACAACACAAAGAGCAACUGCAGUAUUGUCUGAUAGUGACAGGUAAAGUUAAGCAAUAUUUAAAUGCCAAGGCGUUCAUUUAUAGAAGUGCUCACUAGUGUUAAACCUAGCUAUCAGCUACUAAAAUACCUCUGCUUCAGUUUCUCAUCUCAGUUUUUAAGUGAGGUUUAAAAGGAGCAUUUCUGCUUUGUUCAGCCUGUUCUUUCACAUUGUGGGAGUCAGAUCUGCUGAUUUGUGUAAACUGUAGAAAUGUGUCACAAAUGUUUAGCAGGUUGAAUGAAUGCUGUCUGUGCGAGUUGUUUUAAAUAUCACAAUUCUCUGAAUGGGAGGCACAUAAUGAGACAAAACUAUAGAAUUAUCUUAAUUAACCUUAAUUUAGUUUUCUUCAAGACUUUUCAUUUUGGGUUUUGUGUGAACCUCUGUACAAACCAAAAGGAUUUUUGAUUAUUUGUGUGAAUAUUUCAGUUACAUUUCAUGGUUAAUUUAAAACUGGAUGAUGUAACAACAAAUGACUGCCUGUGUUUCCAGAGUUGUUGUAUAUUUAAGUAUUAAUCAGUGUUGUGAUGGUUGCACAUUUCAUGUUAAAUAAUUAUUUGCAGGAAAAUGAUUGUUUAAAUUAAAAUACAGACUUAAUAUGUAAGUUUUAAAGCUACUGCAGAUGCUCUU